AAAUUGUUCAAAGACUCAUGAGGUGCAUGCAUACGAAAUUUUGUGGCAAAAACGACUCAUGCACGACCUGUUACCCCGAUCUUGAACACAGGAGAAUCUGCGCUUCUUUUGUAAAUUCAGAAUGCCAGCCACAAAAGGUACAUGAUCGCUUCGCAAGAACUUUGUGUUCCAAGUGCAAAUUGAAUCAGAAAAUCACCUUCCGCUUGCCCCUUCGAGCGAGCUUCAAACUUUAAUCUUUCCUCACUUGGAGCUUGUAAUCCUUCAGGAAUCCGGAUUCAAGCUGAUGCAAGUCGUUUAGGACUCUAGCUCAUCAGAAGGCCAACAAGGUUCCAAAUGGAGCUCUCGGAAGAGGCACCACAGGGGAUCGUUGACAUGAACUUUCCUCUUUCUCCGCUUGAUGCUACAUAAACCCUUAACACGUUGAUUUUGCAUCGUGUUAUCUUGCACCAUCGCACUUCAUUCUUCGCUAACAUGUCGUUCCAAUACGCCUUCCUCGAUCCGUUCGCGUAUUUCGACACGCCGCGAGGCAAUCUUGCUCCGCAUCCUCUCCCUGGAUCUCAUCCGGGGCCUACAGGUAAUCCCAAAGAGGGCCUAGACGCCAAUCCCUUUUCCUCUAUCAACUUUUUCAACACGCCUCUUCAACUAGGCUAUGAGGAAUCAGCUCGCUUGGAUUCAUCGGAUUCUAAGGCCACGGAAGUGAAUUCCUUCUCUCAUGCAUUGGUCAUGUAUCAACGAGAUGCGCCUGUGUAUGCGCUCGAUCUAGAAGGACAGGGUACUAUCUCGGUAUCUGCAUCCGCUGCCGCGGAGCUCUGCAUUUGCAUCAGCUCUGCGGAUCGCUCACAUCCGUCGCUGUACCUCGAUAUCACCCCAACGUCUUGCACUUUUUCAUACGGGUACUACACCUCUGCUACCACGAUUCCCGCGCGCCCGCCGCCCGACUCACCGUAUGUCGGUACUGGUGGAGGUGCAGGAAGCGGGCCGGGAAUGUAUCUGGAUGUGAACCGGCAAACCACGUAUUGGAUGUCCAUUGACUGUCCGAACGGAAUCCUAAAGUACGGGAAGGGAUACCUGAGCUCGAAUCUCACGCUAUUAGAAGCUCGACUUAAGAAAAUGGACGACCAUGGCCGUAUGGUUUGGCCCGAAACAUGGACCUUCCUCGAGAAACUCACAGAAGUUAGAGUUCUUCAAACGGGAGGUGAUUUGCGCGCACUCUCUGUGGCAACACAAACUCUCCCACUAGUAGAUGCUCCGUCACCAUACGUUAUCCCAGAUUAUCGAAUCUCGAUGAACGACCUCGAAUCAAACAACUUUACCGUUGUUGCCAAUCUACCCGUGGAGUGUCAGAAACUCUACUCCAACGUCGCUGGCCCCAACAUCGUCCUCAACACGCCCGACUUUCCUGCGUUUGGGCGUGCGAUUGAGCGGAGCGUGAGCACCGAGGGGUGUUUAGGGUAUAGUCUCCUCAUGCGGAAGGCAGGGGAGUUUGGCGGGAAGAAAGGUACCAAGGUUCAUGGGGGUGGUAAGGAUGAGAAACCGGAUUUGACACAGACGUAUUUGAGGAUCACGUUGGGUUCACAUAUGGUCAACUCCCCCGGAAUCCCAUAUGUAUUGGAAAUCUGGCCCGCGGGUCAUUAUAGUCCUGUACACGAACAUGCGGACUCGUUUGCGAUUAUCAAGGUCCUCUACGGAACCAUCCACGCCUUCUUCUACGACUCCCUCGUCAACCCCGGUGGACCACGGAUGAUCAUGGACAAAGUCGAGCUGAAGACGGGUGAUAUCACGUGGAUAUCGCCCCAGCAUUAUCAGGUGCAUCAGUUGAAGAACCUGAGCAAGAGGAAGGAAGAAGGAGGAGAGGGGACGGUGUGCUGCACGUUGCAGUGUUAUCAGUAUGCGUAUAACGAUACGAUACAUUACGAGAACUUUCGGUAUAUCCCCAACUCCAACUCCUCCGUAAACUCACCCUCGUCUACCUCUACUACGUCUUCAUCACCUAAUGACUCCGGCUACGACUCCUCCUCCUCCUCCUCCGAUCCAGACAUGAUGGAUUUCCAGCCAAACAGCGAUAUGUCGUUCGGGGUGUUCAAAGCCGCUAUUCGGCGGGAAUGGGAGGAAUAUAUGGGGACGGAUCUUGGGCGGAAGGAGGAGAGGGAGUUUAGGGCGAGGGAGAAGGCGAGGGGUGUUGAGAUGGGGAGGACGUUGGGUGGAGUGGCUGCAGCGAUUAGUAAGGGAGGAGAAGGAGAAGGACGAGGGGGUGUAAGUGAGGUUGCGAGGAAAGCGGCGGAGAUGGCGGAGGUGUUGGCUGGGCGGGAGAGAAUGGUGGGGAUGGGGAUGGAUGGGGGGUCGAUGGAGGCUAGGGCGGAGGCGGGGAUGAUGGAAGUCGGGGAGUGAGUGUGAGUUGUAUGAGGAGGGGUUAGACGAUUCUGACUGGUUGGUGUUCGUGGUGAUUGGUGGUGUCGGGGUCUGGCUUCCUCGGGAAAGGGAUUCGAGUUGUUAGAAGUAAAGUUAUGUGGUAUUGUGAACUUGAAAGAGAAUGUACUAUAAUACUUCGUAAAUCAAAAACUUCAGCCAGCUAUAAUUGUAACACAUGUGUGUAUACGAAAUAUUCAAGAGAAUGCGUUGAUGACUUUAGUAUACUAUUUGUUGUAAGUACUAAUGACUUGGAAG
Lentinula edodes (shiitake mushroom) is the source of this 2664-nucleotide messenger RNA. RefSeq lists its product as uncharacterized. Bases 472 to 2388 code for a protein of 638 amino acids. The record is from RefSeq and is a predicted model, not a curated record. The transcript is spliced from 6 exons. Lineage: Eukaryota; Fungi; Basidiomycota; Agaricomycetes; Agaricales; Omphalotaceae.